UUCCAGUCCCAAAAUGCUCCGUGUCUGAGCGCAAACAAGAGCGCAGCGCUGUAACCCGAGGCGCGGAGGCUUCGCAGAGAACAAAGUGGAAAUGACAGACUGAGGAGGACCGACGGAUUUUCCCCCGUCAGCGCACAACUACAGACAUCUCAUGCCGACGAUGAAAAAAUGGCAUCUGGAAGAGAACCGCCUUUCCGUCGUGUUGGUAGUCUAAUGCGGAGUAAAUCUGAGGGGACACUGAUUGACCUGGAUGAUAAUGUCUCAACAAGCAAUGGAGUCCCACAGAACUCUGAGUGGCCACCACUACAGUCAGAAAGUGCUCAACUGUCGCAGACAAACAAUCCCUUCUGGAACAAGCUCUCCGGAUCAAACCCUUUCUUAGAUGAUAUUGUACGCGGCAGCACAGACAAACACAUUGCCAACACAUCCGCCGUAAUACAAGACAACAAGAAACACGUGGACACAAAUAACGGUGACGCCAUUAGCACGUCCUCAGAUGAAGGCAAUGUGGGGAGCUUUUUGGAGAACAAACACAAAGUCACCAACAGAUCUGGAAGAUGGAGGAGUGCUUCGGACAUCUUGGAUGCUCUGGAGAGAAAAGAGCCGAAACAUGAGGACAGUUUCAAAAUGCCCGGGCCUGUGCUGAAUCCAGACUUUGAGUGGCUGAAGAAUGACAGAGAGGCCUAUAAGAUGGCCUGGCUGAGCCACCGGCAGUUAACCCGCUCAUGUCUGGACUUAAAUGUGAUGAGCCACAGUCCUGGAUGGGCUCAGACCCAGGCCUCUGGCUUUCAGGUUAUAUGCAAGAUCGGUCACACGGGAGGAUCGGUCCAGUUACCGGACUCAGGAGUUAGUAUUCAUAUACCAGAAGGCCAUGUUCCACCUGGAGAAGUCCAGGAAGUGACACUGAAAGCAAUGUUAGACCCUCCUCCUGGACUCAACAACAACUACACGACGACCAUGAGUCCGCUGCUCGAGGUGGUUCUCAGCCACAUCAACACAAAGGCGAGCAUCUCCCUGGAGGUGAAACUGUCUGGAGAGGUGAAGAGUGACCCGCUGAGUCAGACGAUGACCACUGUGGCCGGACUCGUGUCCAACAAAAGAGAGGGGCCAUAUCAGAAAGUGGACGACUGUUACAUUUACAAGAACAUGAUGCAGAUGAAGCUCCAGAACUUGAAAACGCAUUUUUAUGUGAUCGCAGUGGCAGAAGCCUCUGCAGUUCAGUCACCUGCCACAUCAGUAUGGGAUUACCUUGACCGCCAAAUCACUGUGGCAGUUUAUGGACCCAGGUUCAUCCAUCCAUCAUUCAAAGUUGUAAUAGUGGUUUGCUGUCAUGAGGAUAUUCCACCAAAGCUACCUUUUUCAGAUGUAUGCAGAGGCAACAAAAACCUGCCUCCUCUCGUGUUGCAGCUGUGGGGAAAACGCCGAUUUAAACCGGACAAACUGAGGGACCUGCAUGUCAGCGUUAGCGUCACAGGCUCAUUGUUUAAAAUCAAACCCGAGGACAAACUGAAAGAAGUGAGGCAGAGCCAGCUCAAAAUAGGGACAGUUUUAAAACUGCCAAUUGCAGUAUCUUGCCCUGGUAAUACAGAAAUGUCCCCCUUUAAAUUAGAUCUACACGUGAAGGAAUCAAACAGUGCGACUGCUGCACAUUUCCAGCUGUCCUCCCCUCCUGCACCACCCACCCGAGCAGAAAAGCGAGUGUCAAGGCAGCUAGAAAGACUGCCUGAAAUACCACGAGCCUCACCCAUUCCCGAGGAAAAUGUUCCAGAUUUACCUACGUUUCAAGACAAACCCGUGAGGCUGCAGUGGUAUGGUGUAGCCCUUAAAUCAGUUCUCCGUCAGCCACGCGUAGACUACCUUCUGGAGUACUUCAAGGGGGACACUGUUGCUCUCCUUUCAAGGGAGACCGUUAGGUCAGUGGGCAACACAAAAGUCAAAGAGUGGUAUAUUGGAUUUCUGCGAGGCAGGACUGGGUUGAUUCACUGCAAAAACAUCAAGCUCAUCACCAGAGACCAGGUGAUCGACUUCACCGGCAUUCAGAUCACCACCGAGGUCCUCUUGGACAACAUGACGCUGCCCUUCAAGAAGCUCACCUACAUGUACUCUGCCAUCCAGACACUGGUCACAGAGCACAUCAGCAGCUGGAGAGCUUUCGCUAAUGCUUUGGGCUACAGCGGCCUGUCACUGGACGCCAUCACAUGGAGGCAGCCAGAGAGCGAAGGUGAUAAGGUGGCCUGUGUUCUGGAAAAGCUGAAGGAAGACUGUCACACUGAGCGGGGCAGGAGGAAGUUUUUGCACGAGCUCAUGGUGGGCCUGCUUAAGAUGGACUCUGUGAAUGUAGCAGCUCAGCUGAUUCAGAACACCGUCAUCCUGUCCACCGCCGUGGAGCUCGGGGUUCGUUGGCGGGAGCUCGCCGAGAAGAUGGGAAAACUCUCCAGUGCUCAGAUAGCAGGCUAUGAGUCACCGCACCGAGGGAAAAAUGGAGACAUCGGUGCUCAGUGCAUGUGGAAGCCGGCCUAUGACUUCCUGUACUCCUGGAGUCUGAAUAAUGGAGACAGCUACAGAGACUUGAUCCAGGACCUGCACCUGGUUCUGGACAAAAUGAAAAACCCCGUUACCAGACAGUGGAGGCAGCUGACCGGUGCCCUCAUCACAGUGAACUGCCUCGAUAUCUUUCGAGGCUCUGCGUACCCAAAAAGCUAAAAAGCGCAUUCGCAGAGGCGCUCUAGUGAUGACGUCAACCUCCACGCACUUGGUAAUGACAAAGAGACGGACAAAGAGAGGGUUUGUUACGCCACAGAUAAAGAUGUUACUUCAAUCAUUCUGGGUUUUUUUUGACUUUACAAAUAACUGAAAUUCUGUCAGGUUGUUGCACUGUAUCUCCAGACCUCACUCAGUGAGUAAACAGUAUGUUCUCGCAAUUAUUGCGCUGUGAAGGACUCUCAUUUCAUCGUGCAAUAACUUCUCUCUGCCCGUGCCAGUGAAAUAGAGACUCAUGUCAAAUUGAAUUUUGGCCGAUCAUUUUCAGUUUUUGAAAAUGCCGUCCUGCAUAAACGUUUAUCAACUUUCUAAAUACUUACUUUACAAAAAAGUUAAAAUGACACAAAGUACAGUUCUUAACCUGAUACGUUCACAGCAGUUAAAAGGCCAUGACUUGAGCCAUCGUGUUAGUGUGUCCAUUCAUCCCACUUCUGCAAAAAAUGCAACAAAAACAUGCACUUGGGACUCAAACGUGACAUGUUUAGGUUUUGGAAUUUGAAAGUCAAGAAGGUCACUGGAACCUCACAUCUCUUCCAUUGUUUAACACUCAUAUGUAACAUUUACAAGAAACAGUGACAUACAGAAAUUAUAUAUCAGGAGAGCCUGCAUGGCAUGUCAUGACAUCUGACACAAGCAUCCACUUGAAGUGGUUAACAUGUGUUGGUCAAAUCAAUGUCAAAGUCACAAAAAUCACCAUUACUUAACGUAUUACUGUAACAGAGAGCAUUGGCAGUACUAUUUUUUCUGCACAUACUAUCAGUCAAGUGAGUAAUUAAUGUGAACACUGUUUUCAGUAAACAACCUCCAGGGUUGAAAUAUGUGAACUUGUCUUAACUAUAAGAGUCUUUUGCUGAAAAGUCAGUUAUUCUAAAGUGAAGCACGCCUUUUCAUUGUCCUGUUGCCAGUAAACUAACUAUAAAAAUGCUAUUUUACUCUACUUGUGUCAUAAGCUGUUGCAUAUUUGUUAUUUUUCAUUCCGUCGUGUAAUAUUUUUUUAUAUAUAUAUUUGUACAAAUCAGAUGAUUUAAUGGGGUAUAAAUGAUAGAUGUUUUUAUAGCGAAAUGAAAACUUCAGUAUUUAGAGUGGUGAUUGUAACUCAGAGUGAUGUCGAAUACUGAAACGGAGAUGUUUGGCAUGAGAUAUGAAUGAAUAUUCAUUAUUUUAUCUCUAAAUAAUGAUAGCAGCUACCAUUAAAAUUCACAAUGUGCACGUUAAUCACAAAACUGCUUAAUAUGUCACGUAUUUUAUUUUUUUUUAUGCCUAAAAAGUUGUGACAUUUGUACAUUCUGAAUUUUAGUCGUGGUCGUGUUAAAUCCUGUAUUUGAAAAGAAUGCCUCCUGCAGUCCCAUUGAUUUGUCCGUCUGUUUGCUUUUCUCGACACUGUUUGUUUAAGCAAGUUUCAGCUGAGAGCACUGUGUGUAGCACUGUGUGUUGGUUCUCUAUCAAACAAAGCACAGAAAACCCAAACCGACUUUGCCUUGGCUCACUGAGAGCACCUCGGGAAAAGUAAAUCAAAUAAAGAAAACGGUAUCAACUGA
Molecule: messenger RNA, 4298 nt
Organism: Solea solea (common sole)
Lineage: Eukaryota; Metazoa; Chordata; Actinopteri; Pleuronectiformes; Soleidae
Gene: macc1
Product: MET transcriptional regulator MACC1
Exons: 5
Coding region: 169-2703 (844 amino acids)
Cellular component (GO): cytoplasm
Source: RefSeq, a predicted model, not a curated record